ACGGCUGGAAUAUCGGCCGCAAACUGCCGACAGUAUUGCAACAAAACCCGACCAUCUCUUUGAGCCAAAUCCUGCGCCAAUACUACUCACCGAAAGGCAUGUCAUUGGACGCCACGGUCUGCAACCGCGGGUACGGACUGACGGAACUGCAGAAUAAGGUGCAGAGAGAGGCCGAGAACUAUAUCCGCGUUUGGAACGGAGUCUUCUACGAGAACUCGUACUUCGAUCACCAGUUGACCGGUUUUGUGGCCGAAACGUCGCGAUCGUUCAGCCAAUUCAUCAAUAAGGCGGGCACUGAGAGACCGGCCGAUGAACGCGAUUACUGUACGGCCACGAGUCUGGGCACUGACCUAAACGCGGCGUCGGUCGAGACCACGGCUGACGUGUUCUUCCUGUUGGACAAUAUGCCGGCGAUGGGCGAGGGUUUCGACGAAGAGGUCAACGUUGUGACUAACGUUGUCCGGCGGCUGACACUCGGCCGCAACGCCGGCUCCGUCACAGUUUUGGUCAACUCUCAGAUGCAAAACGACGUGAAUUUGGUCGACGAUUACGGCAAUCAGAUCCUAACACCACUCUAUGCGCUCGCAUACAACACCACGUCAUCCCAAUGCGCCUCAUGUCGUACCGCUUGGUAUGACAACUCCCAAACAAAAAUAAACGAGAGACCGCUACUCAUGGAGUUAAUCAAUAAGACACUGAUGGAGUUCGACGCCCCGUCCGACUACUUGCCGGGCAUUCCGUCCAAGAAUUUCAUUUGGUUUGAUUACGGAUCUCUUAUGAAGAUACCGACCGAACGCGAGGCCAAAAACCGUUACGAAGACUUUAAAUGGCGGCUUCGGUACGAACACAGAGACGUCCACUUCAUUAUGGCUACGCUUAACAAAGAGGACUUCAAGGAUAUGCUCAUCAGAGACGACGACUGGAUCCAAAUGGGCGUCGGUUCGGACACC
This is a messenger RNA of Medioppia subpectinata, 950 nucleotides long. The record is from the annotation of a GenBank genome assembly. NCBI's taxonomy places the organism in Eukaryota, Metazoa, Arthropoda, Arachnida, Sarcoptiformes, Oppiidae.